This is a messenger RNA of Dictyostelium purpureum, 4971 nucleotides long. RefSeq lists its product as uncharacterized. Gene Ontology annotation, molecular function: transcription coregulator activity. NCBI's taxonomy places the organism in Eukaryota, Evosea, Eumycetozoa, Dictyosteliales, Dictyosteliaceae. The transcript is spliced from 7 exons. Bases 1 to 4971 code for a protein of 1656 amino acids. Gene Ontology annotation, cellular component: mediator complex. The record is from RefSeq and is a predicted model, not a curated record.
AUGCUUGAGUCGUGGAGACAAAGAUUAUCACCAAUAGAAUGGUCAAUAAAGUUAUAUAAUGGAUUUAGUUGUAAAGAAGAUACCGAAAAUGAUUUUAAGAUUGACCCAGUGGAAUUAUGUGAAAUAUUAUUGGAUCAAAUGAAUAUAGGUCAAAGCCCAAGUCCAUUAUUAGCAUCAUAUUUAAGAUAUGCAAUUUCUAUAAAGUUAAUUGAAUAUACAGAUUUAUUUGAAAGUGUUUAUAAAUAUUCCAGUAUAUCAAGACCACAUCAUUUUAGUGUUAUUUUAGAUAUUUUACUAGAUGUAGUUAAUAUUAUAAAUUUUACACAUCAAAAUAAUAGUUUAGUUAGUAAUAACGUUAGCACCCCAACCAAUAAUAAUAAUACUGUAUCGAAAUUAAUUUAUUCUAAAGUUUUAUCAUCUCCAACAUUUAAUAGUAAUAAAAAACAAACAAACCAUAAUAGCAACAGCUCUAGCAUUAUCAAUAGCAGUAGUAAAUUAAGUAGUAUUGAAAAUGAACAACCAUCAAAUAAUAAUAUAAACGAAAAUAAUAGCAAUAGCAAUAACAAUAAUAAUAAGGGUACAAGUAGUAAUAACAAUGAUUCAAAUGGAACUUUAUCAUCAUCAUCAUUAUCAACUCCAGUUUCAGCAAUGGCAGGUGCAACUAAUGAACAUAAUUUUGAAAACAGUAGUACUUCAAAUGAAGAAAAUGGAGUUUCUAGCGACAAUAACUCACAUAGAGGUGAAAAUGGAACAGUUCAAAUGAAUGGAAUUACCGAUCAUAACCACAUUGGCAAUAAAAGAAAAGAAAUGGAUACCGAUGAAAAUGAUGACCAAAAUGUGCACCAUCUUAAAAAGAUUAAGCAUGAUAAUGAACAACCACAAAUUACAACCACCACCACUACAACCACCACUACAACUACAACCACUACAACCACCACAACAUUAGAUGAGGGAAAUUUAAACUUUACAACAACAAAUAUUUACGAUAAAUCACAACCAAAGCAACAAACCCCUUCCUCUUUAUUAUCAUCGUCACUAUCUUUUUAUAAUAAACAACUCUUAUCAUUUACAAAAUUAGCAACCCUUUUAUUUAAAGCUAUUGAUUUUUAUUAUCAAGAAGAAGAGCAGAUUAAAUUACAACAACAAUAUCAACAAACAAAUUCAAACGAGCCAUCGACAAUAGCUAAUUUAAAUACAAAUAUACUUUUUAAAAACUCAUCAAAAUCAUUAGAAAUUUUAUCAAUAAUCCAAAAUAACUCUACAUUUAAAUCAUUUAUUUAUUUAUCAAAAUACCAAUAUACUUUAACUUGCUUUAAAGAUUUAGUUUCAACAUUUGUAUCUACACAAAAUUAUCUUAGAGACUAUUUAAAAAAUAAUCAGCAACAACAACCAAUAUCAUCAAGCCAAUCACAAACCGCCGCCACACCAAAUAGUAAUCCGCUUUCUCAACUAAUUAAACAAAAAUAUCAAAAGCUAUUUUUAGAAUUUAGAAUGAUACUUGUAAAUAAAGCCGAUAUUUUACCAACUGGUGAUAUUAUCCCAUUAGCCCACAACCAGAUCCAUUCAGAUAAGCCAUUGGUCCUAUCAUUCGAAUUUAUUAUUGAACAAGAAAUUACAGGUAACAGCUUUAAAAGCUUUAAAACAAGAGAUAUCAGUCACAGUAAUAAUAACAGCCUAUUAAAUCCAAGCAUCAGCAAUGGUAAUUUGGUCGCAGAUUCAAAGGACAGCAAUGACUUAAACAGUGGUGGCUCAUCAGAUGUUACUAUUCAGGAUGAUGCCUCAAUAAAUAAUAUCGGUCAACAACACUCAUCUCUAGAAAGCCAACAAAAACUUCAACAACAAUUACAACGAAUAAAGCAGUCUAAAGAGGUUGAAAAUGUAUCUGAUUGCUUUACAAAGCUAUUAGCUUUAAAAACAAUCAAAUCAAUGACUGAUAUAGAAUUCCUCUUGGAGAUUGUAAAGAUUUUAUUCCAAAAGCUCGUCAAUUGCGAACCAAACUCCAAUAAAUUUAAAAAGACAAAGUUAUUUUUAUUAUUCAAAGUGCCACAGCUCUAUUCAAUUAUGAAGGCAAAUAAUGGCCAUAGUGACAACAGCAUCAAUAAGAAAGACUCCAACAAAUCAAAUAAAUUGAACAAUCCAGAUGACAGCAUUAACGAUGGUAUCAUGGAUAGCACUGAUAAUACCAAUAGUAAUGAGAAUCUCGAUAGCAACAAUAUAAAUGAAAAUGGUGAUGCACCCAACGAUGGUUCAAUCAAUAGCAGCACAAAUUCAAAUGGUAUUGGUAAAUCAAUUGGAUCAAACAGCAAAGGAAUGAAUAGAAAGAAAGCCUCAAUCGAUAGCUAUAAUGUAAUUGAAACAGUGUUAUACCAAAUUAACCAAUUCCCAACAUUAGCUCAAGUCGAAGACAACAUUGUAUUUUCUUUAAUACAAAUUUUAAUUAAAAAACAUUUAGUAGAUAUUAAACUAUUAAAAAAACUCUUUAGCAACUAUUUAACCGACAUUGAUUCAUUGGAUUCAGAAAUUCAAGCCCCACCAUCAUCUGAGUUAUCAUUUGAUAAUAUUCAUAUGUUAGAACUUCAUUCAUUAGCAGAUGUUUUGAAAAUUAAAGAAUUAAUCGAAUCAUUAUUAAAUAGUACAGAUCCAAACAAUACCUCAAUUAUGAAAAAGUUAUUUGAUUUUAUUAAACAAUAUUUAGUUACACCAUUUGAUUAUCAAGACAAAUUAUUAGGUGUCAUUUUUAAUAUUUUAGAAAAUAUCGAUUAUGAUUCAAACAAGUUAUUAGUAAUGGUUGCAAUGUAUAUUUUUUCAGAUCCUUUAGUUAUUGAUUGUUUAGAUGUCCAUGGUUAUACACUUAGAUUAAUUAUGAUUUUAAUCAACAUAUGUGAAACCUAUGGCUCAACAACCUACCAACAAUUACUUCAAGAUAAUCCAAUGUAUGAAACAGAACAUAAUCAUAACCAAAAACAUUUAUAUUUUUAUUUUACAAUUCCAUUUAAUUUACUUUAUGUUUUAUUAUUUGUUUUAUAUGAUGUCAAAAAUAACAAAUACAAUUUAGAUUUAAUUAAAUCGAAAUUAUUGGAAUCAAAUUUAAAGUGCAAUAAAUUUACAAAUUGGCUUUAUUAUACAAUUAGGGAUUCAAAUAUAAAUAACAGCAAUACCAACAGUGCCAAUAAAGAGUCAUCAUUUGAAUACCAAUUUUUAAAGAAUUUACUAGAAUCAAGUUUUACAGAUGACGGUAUUGAAAAGUUCCAAACCUUAUCACAAAAAGACUAUUCAUCGUGGGAUGUUGUUUCAGGAUUACCAAAUAUAUUACACAAUAUUUUCGACUGUUAUGAUAGAAACAUUAUUCCAGAUGAAAAAGUUACAAAAACCAUUUCCUUACUAUUCCAGUAUGUUCCAUUCUCACCAAUUGUAAUUUUUGAUUAUUUAUCAAAAACCAAAUCAACAUUAUUUACAUCCUCACCUACAACCACCACCACCUCGACCACAAAGUCACCAAAUUCCACCACCACAACCACUACCACCACUACAACUUCAACAACCACCACCUCAAACCAAUUAAAUAAAGGUAAUACAACCAAUAGUGCUAAUAAUGCUAAUAAUAAGCCUAAUCAAUCAGCAUCGCAACAAAACGGUAGACCAUCAACCACAGGUACAAAUAAUAAUUUAUCAAAAAGAGAUAAAGCCAUUAGUUCAAUUGAAGCUUGUUUUUGGAAUUUAAAUGAAAAUCGUUUAUUAUUCCGUUUAUCAGAUUAUCAUAAAUCAAUAGUAUCUGAAGAAAAUAUAAAUGAUUUAUACAAAUUAUUUGAACCAAUUUUCGAAACCACAAGUUUAACUCUAUUCCCAAAAACAAGAAAAUUCAGCGAAUUUAGAUACUAUUCAUAUCAUUCAACUCUAUUUAACCCAACCUAUCAUACCUUUUUAUCUCCACCCGCUCAACUUUAUACAAUGUCAGCAACCGUUGCAAUUCAUCAAGUAAUUGAACAGUUCUUGAACAAACCCUCACCAGACUUCCUUAGCCUCGAGUGUGAAAUCAAAUAUAUUCUUAUGAGAUCCUCAUCAAAUAUUUAUCAAAUUGUAAAUUUAGUAGCCAAAGAAAUUUUUGAUAUAAUAUUACAAUCGAAUCAAGUCGAAUCUCUUUAUUCAGUCCGUGCAAUCGAAUUAGGUGGUUAUAUUUUAGGCUCAUUAGUUGGGGUGGAAUCAUUACCAAUCAUUUUAAAUUCAAUAAUACCCUCCUGGUCUGAACAUAUUCAAUCAUCAUAUCAAGGACAAUUGAUGGCAUUUUUCUGCUUCAACAUUAUCAUUCAUUCAAAUGCUAUCUAUUAUAUUGAAACAGAUUAUUCAAUUAGAAAGUCAUUUAAAAAGUUUUUACUUUUAUUGAAUGAUACAAUGAAAAGAAUGUAUUUGGUCGGUCCAUUAAACGGUGUUAUAGCAUUCGCUUUAUCAUUCAUCACUCUUUUAAUUCAUUUUAAUAAUUCAACAUUUAAUAAUUGUUUACAACAAUCCAAUAGUAAUAAUCAACAAUCACAGCAACAGCAGCAACAAAUUAGCAAACUAUAUAAUAUUAAUAAUUUAAAUAGCAACUUUUCAAUCAAUACUCAAAUGAUUAACCAACUUUAUGAAACUGUAGCUAAAAAUAUUAAAUCUAAAAAGAAUUUAACUAUUUUAAAGCAAAAGCAAUUACAAAAUGAAAUUACUUUGGAACAAUACCAACAAAAAAUUCAACUAUUUAAUCAAAAACAAACAGAACUAGAACUUUGUUUACAAUCACAAGAGCAACAACUACAGAAACAAAAACAAUUACUACACAAGCAACAAUCCUCAUUAAAAUCAAUAUUUAAUAUUUUAUCAACUUCACAAAUGGAGGAUUUAGCAAUAUCUAUCCAAAACCUUUCAAAUUUCUUUUUAGCGAUUUCAAUUUAUGAUAAAAAUGAUCUUCAUAAUUGUUUAAAAUUAUUUAAACAUAAAUAA